This is a messenger RNA of Choloepus didactylus (southern two-toed sloth), 1264 nucleotides long. RefSeq names its product cell division cycle associated 3 (gene CDCA3). The record is from RefSeq and is a predicted model, not a curated record. The transcript has 6 exons. NCBI's taxonomy places the organism in Eukaryota, Metazoa, Chordata, Mammalia, Pilosa, Megalonychidae. Bases 270 to 1064 code for a protein of 264 amino acids.
GGCGCUGUCCAUUGGCCCCACGGUCUCUAUGAUAGACGUCCUUUCAGCCCAAUGACUGCUUGCACUGGAGGCGGGUCUCUCAUAGCGGACCUAUGGGCGCCUACGGCGUCUCAGCCAAUAGGGUCAAGGUAGGAGGCGUGGCGGGAGGUUUGAAACUCACCUUCGGGAGUUGAGGCUCGAGCUACUGUGGACUCAAAGCUGGAAUUGGGGCCCGGCAUCCCCUCCCCGCCCCGGCCAGGCCCUGCACCUCUCUACUCCUCCUGGUAGAGAUGGGCUUGGCCAAGAGCGUCCCAGUCACUCCAGCGCGGCCUCCGCCGCACAACAAGCACCUGGCUCGAGUGGCGGACCCCCGUUCACCCAGCGCCGGCAUCCAGCGCACCCCCAUACAGGUGGAGAGCUCUCCACAGUUAAGCCUAUCAGCAGGGGCGAAGCUGGAGGGUCCUAAUCAGGCCCAGGACGCAGAUCCCCGCUCUCCUACUCUUGGCAUUGUGCGGACACCUAUGAAGACAAGCACAGGCGACCCUCCAAGCCCACUUGUGAAGCAGCUAAGUCAAAUAUUUGAGACUGAAGCACCCAGAUCAAAUCUGUCCCCAGAGCCUGUUUUGCUCCUGGAAGCACCUUCAUCUUCUGAAUUGGACUUGUCUCUGGACACCCAGUUAUCCCUUGAGGACCAGAUGCCACCUCUGAACGACACUGAGCUCCCUUCCAAACACAUGUUUUCUAAGGAGGAAGCAGGACAGCCCACAGAAACCUCUGUAGCCAGCCAGGGCUCAGACAAGCCCUUGAGAGAUCCUGCGACUCCCUGGUCUUCAGGUUCUAAGUGUAAUAGACGGAAACCAAAUGGCAAGGUACUACGGAGAUCCCCCCUCACCAUCCUGCAGGAUGACAACUCCCCCGGAACCCUGACACCACGACAGGGUAAGCGGCCUACUCCCCUGAGGGAAAAUGUUAGGGAAGGGGCCAUCCUGGGAACUGGACGACUUCUGAAAACUGGAGGACGAGCAUGGGAGCAAGGCCAGGACCAUGACAAGGAAAAUCAGCACUUUCCCUUGGUAGAGAACUAGAGCCUGCUUGGCCCCAGUCCCAGGUUCCCCCUGGAAUUAGUGAUAUAUUGUGUCCUCUCACCCUUUCUUUCUCCGGGGGACUGAGGAAGGGCUUGUUUUCUUUGACUCCCCCUAAAACUAUCAACUCUGGGACUGAGAGCUUGACUGGGCUUUCUUUGUGUCUUGCAUGUUUCUUUUGUAUUAAAGGAAGUGGUUUUAAA